UUCACUCGUCUUGCGAUGCAAGACUAUCCAGAGGAUGGCGGAAAGGGGAUGUCACAAGUAUUCAAUGGGAGUAAAAUGUUGUUCGAUCUCCCGUCGCCGCCAGCGGUUCAGGUGGACAGGACCGUGUAUUUUACGGACGAACUGUUGCAGGAGUCUUCAGGAGGCUAUUUCAUCCCAAAACGAUUCUUU
Molecule: messenger RNA, 189 nt
Organism: Suillus discolor
Lineage: Eukaryota; Fungi; Basidiomycota; Agaricomycetes; Boletales; Suillaceae
Exons: 1
Source: RefSeq, a predicted model, not a curated record